UGAGAUUAUUCCUUCAACUAAAUCCAAUCCUUGUUGAUCCGUUUUCUAAUUCUAAAAAUGAGUCACGUACUGCCUGCUCUGGCUUGCGCUGCUUCCCUUUAUUUCCGUGGAAAAAGAAAUUGAAAAAUCGGUGUUUUUUUUUCCCCUAGUUUUGUUGGGAUCGCUUCUAGUUUUUCCUGAACAGUUUUUGUUCGGGUUUUUGAUUGAGUUGUAGAUUUCUAGUUUCUCUUCCCCUCCUCCUCCCCCACUAAGUGGUCGAUAUCGCCUCUUGUUGUGGAUUGGGUUGGGACUCUGGGUUUCUGAUGGAUUCUCUGUGCUGUUCCUGAGCACUGUUGCAGAAUGAGUAGCUGAACUGCUACUGCAUCUCUUCAUUGCCCUGCAUGUUUCUGGUUUUCUGAAAUAUGAGCCAAGAUAACGAAGAGACAAGGAGAAAAGCAAUGGAGACUCUAUCUUUGCAAAUAGACAAAUACCCGAGGGAUCUGCUCCGGACAUUCAUGUCCAGGGACGAUACUCAACAAUCCGACAACGCAGAGCCUGAGGCUGGUUCGGAGGAGAUUGAGCUGAAUCUUGGCCUUUCGUUGGGGGGUCGAUUUGGUGUCGACAAGCACGCUAAGAAGCUAGGGCGAUCAUCGUCUAUCGUCGGAACAAUGCCUCUCGUCAGAGAGAACGAGUCCACGACCCCACCGACGCCGUCGUAUCCACCCCUUCUGAGGACCUCUUCGCUUCCGACGGAGACGGAGGAGGAGUGGAGGAAGAGGAAGGAGUUGCAGACGUUGAGGCGAAUGGAGGCUAAGAGAAGACGGUCUGAGAAGCAGAGGAAUUCCAAGACGGAGAGAGACGGUGGUGAGGGAAGGACUGAAUUGGAGGGUCCGAAGGGAAAUGAUUGGGCCUUUGGGUUGCCUAUGUGGGCUUCGGCAUCAUCGAGGCAAGUGGUUCUUAGUGAUGUGUUGGCCCAAGGAAAAGCCCAUGGGCUAUUAGGUGGUACUGCUGGUUUCCAUGGGGGAGGCUCCUCGCCAGGAAUACCAGAAAUGGAGGGAAAACCAUUUCAAGGCAGAACUGCUGACUGGGCCAGAGAGCCAGACUAUGCACUUCCAUUCAUCCAGGAUCAAGUAAUUGUGGUGAAGCAAGAAGCUCAGCUGGUAAUCAAUUGUUGCAGGAAAGAAGCAAUCAGGACGCUGAGGGUUCCUCUGGGACAAAGUCAAAUGAGAAUGAGACCAAAACACCAAGUGAGGUGGAGAAUCUAUCAAGAAAACCUCAUCAUGGCCCAAACAGGGGGAGGGAAAUUGGGUCAAAUUCAAUGGAAGACAUGCCUUGUGUUUUCACGCAAGGGACUGGUCCUAAUGGAAAGAGAAUUGAGGGAAUCUUGUACAGAUAUGGUAGAGGGCAGGAAGUGAGGAUUAUGUGUGUAUGCCAUGGAAACUUUCUUUCUCCAGCAGAGUUUGUGAGGCAUGCUGGUGGUGGUGAUGUCGCUCACCCACUUCGGCACAUUGUUGUAAACCCUUCCUCUACUCCUUAUUUGUAAUGUGUGACACAUUUGAUGAGUAAAUUAUUUUAAUCAGGUAGCCUCUUUUCUCGUGUCAAAA
Molecule: messenger RNA, 1583 nt
Organism: Prosopis cineraria
Lineage: Eukaryota; Viridiplantae; Streptophyta; Magnoliopsida; Fabales; Fabaceae
Product: ninja-family protein AFP2-like
Exons: 3
Coding region: 402-1394 (330 amino acids)
Biological process (GO): negative regulation of DNA-templated transcription; signal transduction; response to abscisic acid
Cellular component (GO): nucleus
Source: RefSeq, a predicted model, not a curated record